Messenger RNA from Dicrocoelium dendriticum, 1587 nucleotides. The record is from the annotation of a GenBank genome assembly. Lineage: Eukaryota; Metazoa; Platyhelminthes; Trematoda; Plagiorchiida; Dicrocoeliidae.
AUGGACCAAGUUGAAACUAACCCCGAAGUGGUCACUAAGCUACUCCUAGAACUAGACCCAAACUCCUCCCCAGGCCCGGACGGAUUGCAUCCCAGCUUCCUCAGAACGAUAGAUGAGUACAUCGCCGCCCCUCUCUGCCAAGUGUUUCGGAAAUCCCUCGAAGUCGGCUGCCUACCCACAGCCUGGAAAGCAGGCACCGUCCUGCCAAAAUACAAGAGGGGAAACAAACAAGACCCAACCAACUACCGGCCAAUAUGUCUGACAUCAGUCGUAUGGAAAGCGAUGGAACGGAUUGUCAAGUGCGCUCUCCAGCUACACUGUGUGCAUCUAAACCUCAUCUUACCUGCUCAACAUGGCUUGCGGAGAGCACGCUCAUGCAUCACUAACUUAUUCAUCGCCAGGGAAACAUGGGCAAAAGGCACUGAUACCCGAAAACAGGUUGACGUAAUAUUCAUUGACUUUAGUAAAGCCUUUGAUAAAGUUCCACACGAACGACUGCUACAUAAACUCCAGGGAAUUGGCAUUACGGAAAAUCUUCUCUCCUGGAUUGCCGAGUUCUUAAGGGGUAGGACAAUGCGCGUACAAGUGAACGAAACCCUCUCUGCUCCAGUGCCUAUGACUAGUGGCAUUCCCCAAGGAUCAGUGCUUGGACCAGAGCUCUUCAAACUGUACAUUAACGAUCUAAAGACUGCGCUACAAACCGACUGCUUGAUCUACGCCGAUGACCUCAAGCUUUGGUCAAAAGCAUCCAGCAUUGAGGAUGCGGACAGCUUACAAGGGGCUGUAGACCAGCUACACGAAUGGUCCAUCAGGUGGGAACUGCCAGUAAACCGAGAUAAAUGCGCUGUUCUCCUAAUAGGUGGCACCGAACCCUACGGUGCGUACCACAUUGGUGGGCUUCUCCUUAGGAAUACCACACACGAGAGAGAUCUCGGGGUUAUCGUGACCUCUGAACUUAGAACGACGCAGGGUACGUUAAAGGUGGCCACUGGAAGGAGACUGGUAGGUGCCUUAAGAAGAGAAUUCGCUCGAAUGACUCCCGAGAUUUUUCGACCGUUGUUCACUUCGUACGUCCGUUCAGUCUUAGGAUAUUGCCUACCAGCUGGCCAUCCGCUUUCAAACCUUGAAUGCGCUCUGCUGCGAAAGGUUCAGAGACGUGCAUCGAAAGCCGUUCUGGGGCUUCGUGAUCUCCCGUACCCCAUUCGACUCCAGCAGCUAAAUCUCUUCUCCGUCGAGCUCCGCAGUCGUUGGGCUGAUCUCAUCUACACUAGACGCAUCCUCCGAGGGGACCUUGGAAGUGAGUUACAACACUUCUUCCGGCCCAACACUGACUGUACCACCCGAGGGAACACAUGGAAACUGUUUAAGCAAAGAAGACACAAGAUUCGCAAGGACGUCACCCUAUCUACUAGAUUGGUGAAUGAUUGGAACAGCCUACCGGAAGCAAUUGCAGACGCUCCAUCCAAGGAAAGCAUCAAGCGUCUGCUAGUCAAACAUUCGCUUAAUUUGCUGGAAUCUUGCGGCUGUCACUGCACUUACGACGAACCCUCGAGGAACGUCGCAACGCAACGACAUGCGUCAAACUCA